Messenger RNA from Equus caballus (horse), 1360 nucleotides. NCBI's taxonomy places the organism in Eukaryota, Metazoa, Chordata, Mammalia, Perissodactyla, Equidae. The record is from RefSeq and is a predicted model, not a curated record.
AUGAGUUAUUUCUACACCGCCGUGUCCCGGCCCGGCCGCGGGGAGCCCCGCUUCAUCGCCGUCGGCUACAUGGACUACACCCAGUUCGUGCGGUUCGACAGCGACGCCGCGAGUCCGAGGGUGGAGCCGUGGGCACCGUGGGUGGAGCGGGAGGGGCCUGAGUAUUGGGAGCGACAGACGCGGAAGAGCGAGGCUGGUGAGCGAAGCGGGCCCGGGUCCAGGUCGCGACCCCCAUCCCCACGGACGGGCCGGGGUCUCCCCGAGUCCAAGAGUCACCCCGAAUCUGCGACUUGGGCUGGACGGGCGUCUCCUCCGCGGGUACAGUCAGCCUACGACGGCGCCGAUUACAUCGCCCUGAACGAGGACCUGCGCUCCUGGACCGCGGCGGACACGGCGGCUCAGAUCACCCGGCGCAAGUGGGAAGCGGCCGGUGUGGCGGAGCAGCACAGGGACUACCUGGAGGGCACGUGCGUGUUGUGUCUCCGCAGAUACCUGGAGAACCGGAAGGAGACGCUCCCUCGCACAGAACGGCUUCUUCAGGCCGCCAACCCCAUCAUGGGCAUCACUGCUAAUCAGAUUUUCCCUCAAAUUGUGACUGCUGUGCUAGCUGUGAUGAUUGGAUCUAUGAUCUGGAAGAGGAGCUCAGAACGGCUUCAGAAAAUAUUUGGUAAGAUAUCUGUGACAAUUCUUUACUCUUAAAACUAUUUAAGUGACUGCUUUGUUGGUUUUUAGUGCUCCCUGCUGUUUUACCUACAUGACAUUCAUUAGCUCGCCCUUCUCCUAGAUGGCUACACUUCCCUCCUCCAGAUUUUUGUUUAUGAACGUCUUCCAUAUUAUGUUCUCUCCAUGUCUGUUUUUCUAUCUUUCAUCCAUUCUCAUUCCUUCUUUUUUCAUUCCAUACUGGUCCAUCCCUGUAAACAUGGGCUUCUUCCAUCUUCUGGAGACUUGCCACAGUUGUAUGUUGAAGAGAUGAAGGGAAUUAGGCUGCUAGGCAUAUGGUUUCCAUUCUACAUAUAUUUUCUGGGAAAUGACUAUUAAUUUAGGACCUCUGUUGUGUAUUUGAAGUAGGAGGGCACAUUAAGAUGCAAUCAAUUUUAGCUCAAACCUUAAGAAAUGAGAGAACAGUCCUACCUUGCUGAAUGAGGUUUCUCCCUCCAUUGUCCUUUUAAAGUCUGUAAAUUCUGUUGUCUCUUAUAUGGUCAAGUGUCAACUUCUGGCUCACUUUCCACUGCCCUUGAAUGUCUCAACCAAGUGCUCUCAGGUAUAUAAAUAUUUUACAUAAUUUUUCCUAUUUUUUCUUUCUAACUAUAGUAAAUAUCAUUUUACUUUUUCACUUUUAUUGACACAAUUAUUUAUUCUG